AUCUGUUAUGUGAAUUUUGGGUUAAUUAACAAACAGGUUUAAUAUGCCCUCUUCUAAUGCAAGCUUGAAAUGUCAUUGGAUUUCGAGACUUCCACGAGCAAAGAUUGGGCUUUGGUACCACAUAAAAUUUCAACAUGUGGACGCCAUUCAUGGGAAGCCUAGGAUUUUCUAACAUGUGGAUGUUAGAAAAUGCAGAUCUAUUUGGGGUGGGGAUAACUGUAAUGGGAAGUGGGUUUUGUGGCAUGUAUGGAUUUUGGGGGAAAGACAAAAUGCCUUGUUAUUUUCUGAACGUAUAUGCUCCAUGUGAGAAUCAUGGUAAACAGUUGCUUUGGACAGAGAUUUCAAAUUUAAUGAAUGUGUAUGGUGAAGGGAAUUGGUGCAUAGGAGGUGACUUUAAUGCAAUUCGCAAUAGGGAAGAAAAAAGGGGAAGAUCUUUUGAUGACUUAGCCAUGAGAGCCUUUAACUGUUUUAUUGAGGAAACAGGGCUAGUAGAUUUGCCAUUGAGGGGAAGGAAGUUCACAUGGUUCAAGUCUGAUGGAACAGCAAUGAGUAGGUUAGAUGGAUUCUUGGUGUCCACAGAGUUCCUUAUUAAUUUCCCAGAACUCAUUCAGAAAGGUUUAAAAAGAGAUAUUUCUGACCAUUGCCCUAUAGUGCUAAUCAGCUCCAGCAUGGAUUGGGGGCCAAAGCCCUUUAGAAGCCUUGACUGUUGGCUAGAGCUUAAGGAGUUUAGUUCUUUUGUCCAGGAAAAAUGGAACAGCUAUAAAGUGGAGGGAUGGGAAGGAUUCAAGCUGAAGGAGAAAUUUAAAUUGCUGAAGAAUGAUUUGAAGAAGUGGAAUAAAGAGGUAUUUGGCCACAUUGACAGGAAAUUGGAGGAAAUUAGAGAUGAGAUAAAGAAGCUUGAUGAUAAAGCCGAGAAUGGAGUGAUAUCUAGUAGUGAGAUUGAGCAGAGACAAACUUGCUUUCAACAAUUUUGGGAAUGGUGUUCAAGGAAAGAUAGCUUGUUGUUCCAGAAGUCAAGACAGAAAUGGCUUCAAGAAGGAGAUGCUAACAGUAAAUUCUUCCACGGGUGUAUAGCUAAGAGAAGAAAGAUUAACGGGAUUUAUGGGAUUAUGAAGAAUAAUGUCUGGAUUGGGGAAGUUUCAGAGGUGAAAACAUUCAUCAAAGAAUACUAUGAACUAAAGUUCCAGGAGGAUGAAUGGAACAGACCUAGCAUUGAGUUUAAUGAUUUGAAACAACUGAGCUCAGAAGAGAACAAUUGGCUGACUGCACAGUUUACAGAGGAAGAAAUAAAGGAGGCCGUGUGGAACUGCAACGGAAGUAAAAGCCCUGGACCAGAUGGAUUCAACUUCAACUUCAUUAAAAGAGUAUGGCCAACUAUAAAGAAGGAUGUAGUGGCUUUUGUCAAAGAAUUUUGGGUGAAUGGGAAGUUGGUGAAAGGAAGCAACUCAUUGAGGAAAGUGAUGGCGCCUAUCAUUAGCCAAAAUCAGUCAGCAUUUGUAGGAAGAAGACACAUUGCUGAUGGCAUCGUGAUAGCUAAUGAAGUCAUUCAUGAAGCAAAAAAAAGAAAGAGGCCCACAUUGAUAUUUAAAGCUGACUUUGAAAAAGCAUAUGAUAGUGUCAACUGGAAUUUUCUAGACUUGAUGAUGGAAAAGCUAGGAUUCUGCUUGAAAUGGAGAAGGUGGAUCAAGGAAUGCUUAUCUACUUCAUCGGUAUCAGUUCUGAUAAAUGGUAGCCUCAUAGAGGAAUUCAGUAUGAAGAAGGGACUGCGACAAGGUGAUCCAUUAGCCCCAUUCUUAUUUCUUCUGGUUGCUGAAGCACUUAAUGGGCUUAUUCUCAAAGCAAAAGAGAAAGAGAUGUAUAAUGGAGUAGUGGUGGGAAUAGAAGGACUGGAGGUCACUCACCUACAAUUUGCUGAUGACUCUAUUUUCUUUUGUGAGGCAUCAGAUGAGAAUAUAAAGACAAUCAAGGGGAUUCUUCGUACUUUUGAACUGGUUUCAGGGCUCAAGGUGAAUUUUUUCAAAAGUGCCUUAUAUGGAAUCAACGUGAAGAGUGAGGAGAUCAGUGAAUGGGCCGUAUCUCUUAAUUGUGUGGUGGGUUCUAUCCCUUUCAAAUACCUUGGAAUCCCAGUCGGUGCUAACCCGAGAAACCUAUCAACUUGGACACCUGUGGUUGACUGCUUGAGACGUAAAUUGUCAAAUUGGAAAUGUGAUUCGCUAUCCUUCGGUGGUAGAAUCGUUCUGUUGAAUGCUGUCCUAUCAAGUAUCCCUGUCUAUUUCUUCUCCACUAUGAGAGCCCCUAAACAGGUUAUUAAACUGCUUUCCUCAAUUCAAAGAUCAUUUUUAUGGGGGGGUAAAGAGGGGGAUAGGAAGAUUGCUUGGGUUAGUUGGGAGAUAGUAUGCAAUAGUAGAAAGAAUGGGGGUUUAGGUGUUAAGGACUUGGAUAGAUUUAACAUGGCACUAUUAGGAAAGUGGCGAUGGAGAUUGGUGGUGGAGAAAGAAGCUUUAUGGAAUAGGGUAGUUGAGGCCAAAUAUGGGUUUCGUAGGAGAAGGGAUUGGGAGGGGAGGGAGGUAAAAACGAAUAGCUCAUUUUGGUGGAAGGCACUGUGGAAAUUAGAUGAAGAAAGAGGAAGUAAUGAGGGAUGGGUGUACAAGGGAGUAGUAAAAACAGUGGGGGAGGGGAAUGAUACCUUGUUUUGGCAUGAGAAAUGGUGUGGGGAUGUGCCUUUUAGGGAGAAAUUCAAUAGAUUAUUUAGAUUGGCAGAAGAUAAGGAUGCUUUAGUUAAAAACAUGGGGGAAUGGAGAAAUGGAGAAUGGAUCUGGAAAUGGAGGUGGAGUCGGGAAUUGCUAGGUCGUGAAGUUACCCUUGUACAGGAUCUUAACAGUCUUCUACAUGGGAGCAAGCUGGAACAAGGAAAACAAGACUCCUGGAGGUGGAAGCAUGAAUCGAAGGGAUCUUACUCAACAAAAUCUGCUUACAUCCUAUUAAAUAGCAGCAAUAGAGAGACAGACGCAAGAAGGUUUACUUAUGAGUGGUGGGGAUUGCAGGCUGUCUUUACGUGUGAAGGCUGGAAGCAUUUGCAGCAACACAUGGGUAUGGUGCAAAACAAGAAAGUGAAGGAAAUUUGGGCCAAGCACAAUACAGAUUUGGCUAAGGAAUUGUGGCUUGUGAACCCCAGGGAAGCAUGUAAAUGAAAAGGAUUUUUUACUAUACUUGCACUGGGAUUGAAGGGUAAUAUGUAAAAUGAUGUAAAGGGUGGAGUACCCCUUGUACUCAUAUUUUAUUUCUAAUAAUAUUCAUUUUGCCGA
Molecule: messenger RNA, 3305 nt
Organism: Rubroshorea leprosula
Lineage: Eukaryota; Viridiplantae; Streptophyta; Magnoliopsida; Malvales; Dipterocarpaceae
Source: the annotation of a GenBank genome assembly